This is a messenger RNA of Gavialis gangeticus (Gharial), 1531 nucleotides long. Its product is annotated as apolipophorins-like. The coding region runs from base 108 to 1019 and encodes 303 amino acids. The record is from RefSeq and is a predicted model, not a curated record. The transcript has 7 exons. NCBI's taxonomy places the organism in Eukaryota, Metazoa, Chordata, Crocodylia, Gavialidae.
GCACUGAAUCUUUUAAUGCCAGUGAGAUCACAAGUGAAUCAUUUGUGCCCCACAGGAAUUGUUCAGUGGCAGUGAACCUGCCAGUUCUACCCAAAGGAGAACACUCUAUGGAUUUGGCAAAUAUUACUAACUACCUCAUUGAAGAAAAGCUAAUGAGGCCCCUCAGAGACUUCUAUAACAUCAACCCCGUAGCAGAAUACUACAGAUUCAAACGGAGGAUGAUGGAGAGUCCAUUUGAAUAUCAUGCUGUGUUGAUGGGGAACAAACAUGUUAUGACUUUUGAUGGAAGAAUUUAUGAUCUGGCAUCAAAGUGCAGUGUGCUUCUUGCCAAGGAUUUUGUUCACAGCACCUUCACUGUAGUGCUGAACCAGGAGACCAGUGGCUCAAGAUCACUCUAUGUGGAGAUGAACCAGACAGUGUUUGAUCUGUACCCAGGACUGAAGAUGUACAAGGUGUACAAUCUUUCCCUGGCAGAAGAGAGUUGCCAAAGUCUUGAUUUUGAUCUGUCUCUUGAAAAAAAUGGCCUAAUUGCAAGAAAAGAAGCUAAUAAAAUAGAAGUGUCCAGUCAGAGUGGAGUUUCUGUCUCCUGUGACUUUCAUCAUGACCUCUGUACCAUUACAUUGAGUGGAUGGCAUCAUGGUGUAUCAGCUGGUCUUUUUGGCACUAAUGACAAUGAAGCUGGAAAUGAAUGGAUGCUUUCUAACCACUCCCAUUCCAGCAGCAUUAAGGAAUUUAUACGGAGCUGGCAGGUGACCAGUCAGUGCAGCCAUGUACAGAAGAAAGUGAAGGCAUGUCCCAUCACAGUAAAGCAAAAAUUUUGUAAAAUGUUUUUUCAAGAAGCCCGCUCUCUUCUCAGGAACUGUUUCAAAGUUGUGGACCCAGAACCAUUCUAUGCCAUGUGUUCACAAGACUCUUGUGGAUCCAGUGAGUUGAAAGCUGCUUGCAACUUGGCAGCAGCAUUUGUCCACUUGUGCAACAGAAAUUUUGUCCCCUUGGACAUUCCUCCUCAAUGUGUUUGAUUGCUCCGAAUGGUAACUGCCAAUCCUGAUGAUGGAAAAGCUUUUUCAGUAUUGAAAUAAUUCAACUUUCUGAUUAGACCUGCUAGAAGCAACAGCGUGGAAACCAGCAAGUUUCAGCUAAAGCAGUGAUUUAUAACUCAGACUAUCAUGAAAUGGGUUGUGUAAAAGAAAAGCUUUUUGGGCUAAUUAGCUUGAAAAAAGUUUAAUUAUUACAGUUACAUGUUAUGAUGUUGAAAUCACAUCAGAGUAACGUGGUCAUAAGAAAAUGUAUGCUACAGUAACAUUUUUAAAACCCCGUUCACUGGAAAAAAUUCUAAUUUAUUCCCAAUUGAAGACACUCAAUUCAAGGUACGAGCCAUUAUUUGAAUAAUUAAAACAAUCAAGUUGCCUCUCCUAUCCCAAGUCAGCAGAAUCUUGCCCUGUUAAAACAGCACACACAGCUUUGAGUUGACACAGAGGCAUAUCUACUGUUUGUUUAGAGCUCAAACUCCGUCAUUUGCUGGGUUCUGGAA